CCGCCUCCCGAGCCCGCCUCUCCUCACCAGCGCACAGCUGCGCAGACGCCGGCUGCGUGCCCGUGAGGAGCAUGGCGGCGUCUUCGAGCGGCGAGAAGGAGAAGGAGCGGCCGGGAUGCAGCUCGGGAACGGCGGGCGGUAACAGCACGCGGGAGCGACUGCUGUCUGCGCUGGAAGAUCUGGAGGUCUUGUCGAGGGAGCUUAUAGAAAUGCUGGCAAUUUCAAGAAACCAAAAGUUGUUACAGGCUGAGGAGGAAAACCAGGUCCUGGAGUUGUUAAUUCACAGAGAUGGGGAGUUUCAAGAACUAAUGAAAUUGGCACUUAAUCAGGGGAAAAUCCAUCAUGAAAUGCAAGUUUUAGAAAAAGAAGUAGAGAAGAGAGACAGUGAUAUUCAGCAGCUGCAAAAACAGCUAAAGGAAGCAGAACAAAUACUGGCAACAGCUGUUUACCAAGCAAAAGAAAAACUGAAAUCAAUAGAGAAAGCAAGAAAAGGUGCUAUCUCCUCUGAAGAAAUAAUUAAGUACGCACACAGGAUUAGUGCUAGUAAUGCUGUGUGUGCCCCACUGACCUGGGUUCCAGGGGACCCCCGGAGACCUUACCCAACUGAUUUAGAGAUGAGAAGUGGAUUAUUGGGUCAGAUGAAUAAUCCUUCCACCAAUGGUGUGAAUGGUCAUUUACCUGGGGAUGCACUUGCAGCAGGCAGAUUGCCAGAUGUCCUUGCUCCACAGUAUCCCUGGCAGUCAAAUGAUAUGGCAAUGAAUAUGUUACCACCCAAUCACAGUAAUGACUUUUUGUUGGAACCUCCGGGGCAUAAUAAAGAAAAUGAAGAUGAUGUAGAAGUUAUGUCAACAGACUCCUCGAGCAGUAGUAGUGACUCUGAUUAAAAAAACAUAUGAGGUAAAAAGCACACAGAAUCGAAUACUGUAGAAUUCUGUUUCUUAAAUAAUAGCAAACCUGUAAAAAUAGCCAAUUGGCUAUAGUGGAUUGUGCAGCCUAUUAAAAAUCGCAAUGGACUUUCUUUAUAAAGCCAAAAAUCAUGAUUUCAGUUCUAAACCACUUGGUGAAUAUUUAGAGAAUAAUCAAAUGUUACUGUUAGAAAAAACAGAUUAUUCAAUUCAGUGCCGUCUGACUGUGUUCUGUUGCAGUUGUGUUAGAUUUGUACAUAAUAGUUCUGGAAGUAAGAUUUGAGGCAAAUGACCCAUGUGUAUAUCACUAAUAGGCCUCCUGGAAUUAUUUAGAAAAGCAAAAAAAAAAAGCGGAUCACUGAAUGUGUGUCAUAUCAAAAUAACAAAACCUCUCAUUGAAAGUGAAGGUUGUUAGCUUCUGUCACAGGAACAGGAGAAAUUGUCUCAAUUUGUAAUAUUUGUAGUUAUUGUAAUUUUUGUAAAUGAACUAUUGUUUGUACUCUGUGUUUUUUUUUAAAUUUAAACUACCUUCAGUGUAGGUAGGAAAUUAUUUCUAUAAACCCAGUUACAUUUUAUACAUUUGUAAGUAGAAUUCUAGAGUGUGAAUGAACAUGAUUUAAUAAAUACAAUUGAACUAGUAAUCUCAACUGGUAGGUUUCUCAAAGGCCCAAACUGCCAUUCUUCUUAGAAGAUAUAGAAUGAAGUAUUUGUUUUUAAAUAAGUUUUUAAAAUUUGGCAUAAUAAUGUCUGAUUUUAAGAAUAACAGAGAUUUUAGAAUGUAAAACGUUGUCUGCCUUCAUCUUCCCUCUUAUUGCAGUUCCCAGAAAGAAUCAACUCUUAACCACUUUUAACUUCUGGUGGUUAACCUCCAUGUUUAAACAAUAUGCUAAUGCAAUUAUAUCUUGAUUUAUCAAUUUUAGACAUUGUACCUUUCAUAUUUUUUUUCCUGAUUGCAAAAGUAAUACAGCAUCUACUGUAGAACAUUUAGCAAAUAUAGUAAAGCUCAGGAGAAGAUAAAAUUGUUAGCACUCUACCCAGAGAUUGUAUCAACAUUUUGGUAUAGAUUUUAAUCUUUAAAAAAAUCUACAUAUAUACUUUUUAAAAAAAAAAAAAA
This is a messenger RNA of Rhinolophus ferrumequinum (greater horseshoe bat), 2019 nucleotides long. RefSeq names its product mediator complex subunit 4 (gene MED4). Gene Ontology annotation, molecular function: transcription coregulator activity. The coding region runs from base 72 to 884 and encodes 270 amino acids. Gene Ontology annotation, cellular component: core mediator complex; mediator complex. The transcript is spliced from 7 exons. The record is from RefSeq and is a predicted model, not a curated record. Gene Ontology annotation, biological process: regulation of transcription by RNA polymerase II. NCBI's taxonomy places the organism in Eukaryota, Metazoa, Chordata, Mammalia, Chiroptera, Rhinolophidae.